GGCCGAAGUACAGACAUUUUUUCUGUGAGAAUUACCAGUAACAGUUCAAUAUGGGGGAUAUUCUGGCUCAUGAAUCUGAAAUACUCGGACUAGUGAAAGAGUAUUUAGAUUUUGCUGAAUUUGAAGAUACCUUGAAAACAUUUUCCAAAGAAUGCAAAAUAAAAGGAAAACCAUUAUGUAAAACAGCAGGUGGAUCUUUACAGGACUCUAAAUCAUUGAUAAUUCAGAAGGCUCUUGUCUCUGCAUUUGACAAUGGAGACCAGAAGGUGUUCUUCAAUUUAUGGGAAGAACACAUUCCCAGUUUCAUCGAAAAUGGCGACGCCCUUGCCCAGAAGUUGGAAUUCUAUCUUCACAUCCAUUUUGCCAUCUAUCCUCUGAAACAUUCCGUAGGGAGACCGGACAGAGAGGAGCUGGAGGAAAGGAUUUCUUCCUUCAAAACCUACCUGGAGACCAAAGGAGCAGCGCUGAGCCAGACCACCGAGUUUCUUCCUUUCUAUGCCCUUCCUUUUCUUCCCAACCCUAUGGUACAUCCUUCGUUUAAAGAACUCUUUCAGCGUUCCUGGACUCCAGAGUUAAAGUUGAAGUUGGAAAAGUUUCUAGCUUUAAUAUUUAAAGAUAGCAACACGCUGAAGCUUUUAACAGUGUAUAAGGAGAAUGGACAAAGUAACAAAGAGAUGUUGCAGCAGCUCCACCAGCAGCUGGUCAAAGCUGAACUUAGGUCAGUGACGUACCUGACGUACAGUAAGAUCCAAGCAGACUACCACAAUCUCAUUGGAGUCACAGCAGAGCUGGUGGAUUCUCAGGCCACAGUCAGUGGCAAGAUGAUCACUCCUGAGUACCUCCAGAGUGUCCGUGUCUGCCUCUUCAGCAACCAGAUGUGGCAGAGCCUGGCUCAUAGCGUGGACUUCACAAGGCCUGGGACGGCUUCCACCAUGUUACAAGCUUCCUUGGCACCCGUGAGAUUGAAAGAUGUCCCAUUACUGCCCUCCCUGGCUUAUGAGAAACUGAAGAAGGAUUUGAUUUGGGGGAGUGAUCGUUUAAAAGCCUUCUUGUUGCAGGCUCUGCGCUGGCGCUUGAGCACCUCCCGUCCUGGAGAGCAGAGGGAGGCGGUUCUGCAGGCCUACAUCAGCAACGACCUCUUGGACUGUCAUACCCACAACCAGAGGAAUGUGCUUCACUUGCUGCACGCAAAGAGUGAGGUGGUGCGGCAGUACAUGGCCAGGCUCAUCAACGCUUUUGCGUCACUAGCUGAAGGUCACCUCUACCUUGCUCAGAACAAAAUGGUGCUGUGGAUGCUGGAGGGAAGGCUGAAGGAGGACAAGGAUGUCAUCACCCAGGAGAAUGUCCUUGGGGCCUUGCAAAAGUUCAGCCUCAGGCGCCCGCUGCAGACAGCAUCGCUUCAAGAUGGUCUCAUCUUCUGGCUGAUUGAUAUUCUGAAGGACUCUGAUUGCCUGUCUGACUACACACUGGGGUACUUAGUGGCUUUGCUUAUGAACCUCUGCCUCUGGAGUGCAGGGAAGAACAUGUGUACCAAGGUGGCAGGCCUCGUGCUCAAAGUCCUUUCAGAUCUGCUUGGCCAUAAAAGCCACGAGAUCCAGCCGUAUGCGAAUGGAGCUCUGUACAGCAUCCUUUCUAUUCUGUCCAUCCAGGAGGAAGUGAGAGCAAUGGGGAUGGAAGACAUCCUACACUGCUUCAGCAAAGAAGGCAACGCUGAAAUGAUCCGCCAGAUAGAAUUUAUCAUCAAGCAACUUAAUUCUGGUCAGUUUAAUGUAACAGUCCGGGAUCUUUCUUGUGAAUCAUUCACAAGAAAUGUACCGGAAAGAUACAUGGACUGUCUUAUAGGGCCUUGUCAUGCUUUGGCCAGCAUUCAUUCAAGAAGCAUUUAG
Nycticebus coucang (slow loris) is the source of this 1886-nucleotide messenger RNA. RefSeq names its product lisH domain-containing protein ARMC9-like. Gene Ontology annotation, molecular function: protein binding. NCBI's taxonomy places the organism in Eukaryota, Metazoa, Chordata, Mammalia, Primates, Lorisidae. The record is from RefSeq and is a predicted model, not a curated record. Gene Ontology annotation, biological process: cilium assembly. Gene Ontology annotation, cellular component: centriole; ciliary tip; ciliary basal body.